Vicia faba (fava bean) is the source of this 1476-nucleotide messenger RNA. NCBI's taxonomy places the organism in Eukaryota, Viridiplantae, Streptophyta, Magnoliopsida, Fabales, Fabaceae. The record is from the annotation of a GenBank genome assembly.
AUGGAAAUUUUUGAGAUAAGCACAAUAAUGAAAGUGUUGUUUGGAGCAGUUUUGGUGAUUUUGGUUCAUAUUUUGAAUAUUUUGGUGUUGAGUCCAAAAUCACUUAGAGCAAAGCUUCAUAGACAGGGUAUUAAUGGUCCUUCUCCUCACUUCUACUUUGGCAAUAUUCCAGAAAUAAAGAGACUUUUACUCCAAACUCAAUCAUCACAAGAAAACAACAAAGAUUGUGUUUCAACAUCCAUUUCUCAUGACUGGCAUUCUAAUCUCUUCCCUCAUAUUUACAAGUGGAAAAAACAAUACGGUCCCAUUUUCUUGUUUUCUUCUGGGAGCAUACAAUGGUUACUGGUGACAGAUAUAGAUAUGGUGAAGGAAAUUGUCCUACACACGUCUUUGAAUCUUGGGAAGCCUUCUUUUAUGUCCAGAGAUAAUAGGCCACUCCUUGGACAAGGUAUAUUAUCAUCAAGUGGUCAAUAUUGGGCUCAUCAAAGGAAGAUAAUUGCCCCUGAACUGUACCUAGAGAAAAUGAAGGCAAAGGUCAAUAUGAUAAUGGACUCAACAAAUGGACUACUAAGAUUAUGGGAUACCAAAUUGAAAAACCAUGGAGACAGUUUAGAGAUUAAAAUUGAUCAAGACUUGCGAAACUUAUCAUCUGACAUAAUUGCAAAAGCUUGUUUUGGAAGCAAUUAUGUUGAAGGAAGAGAAAUAUUCACAAAGCUUAGAGAACUUCAAAACGUCAUUUCCAAGAUAUUUGCUGGAAUUCCAGGCUAUAGAUAUUUGCCAAACAAAACCAAUAGACAAAUGUGGAAAUUAGAAAAAGAGAUAAACUCCAAGAUAUCAAACCUCAUAAAGAAACGCCAAAACAAUGCUCGAGAUGAACAAGAUCUCUUGCAAAUGAUACUCGACAGCGCAAAGAAAUGCAAAAGUGCAUCAUGGUGCUUAAUGUUGUUAUCUACACACCCUGAUUGGCAAGAUCGUGUUCGCGCCGAGGUGCUUGAAGUUGUUGGAAAAGAUGGUAAUAUAGAUGCAACUAUGCUUAAAAGCUUGAAAAUGUUAACUAUGGUGAUUCAAGAGACAUUGAGGCUUUAUCCACCAGCGUCAUCGGUUAAUCGAGAAGUUUUCAAAGACAUUGUUUUCAAAGGCCUAUUAGUUCCGAAAGGGAUGAAUAUUCACAUUCCAAUGCCGAUUUUGCAUCAAGACUCGAAGCUUUGGGGGGAUGAUGCACAUGAAUUUAAUCCGGAAAGAUUUGCAAAUGGAGUGCAAGGAGCAUGCAAGAUUCCACAAGUUUACAUGCCAUUUGGAAUGGGGUCUCGUGUAUGUGUAGGACAGCAUUUGGCCAUGGUUGAGUUGAAGGUGAUGUUGUCUCUCAUUCUGUUGGAGUUUCGGUUUUCAGUGUCGCCGAGUUAUCGUCAUUCGCCUUCCUUCCACAUGCUUAUUGAGCCCGGUCAUGGAGUUGUUCUCAACAUGACAAAAGUCUGA